Messenger RNA from Cricetulus griseus (Chinese hamster), 936 nucleotides. Lineage: Eukaryota; Metazoa; Chordata; Mammalia; Rodentia; Cricetidae. The record is from RefSeq and is a predicted model, not a curated record.
AUGGUGUCGAUACUCCCUCCGAAGUCUGACGUCACACUGCCAGGUGCCACCCGACUAGAGGGCGAACCCCAAGGGGACCUCAUGCAGGCUCCGGGCCUCCCAGGCUCCCCUGCCCCACAGAGCAAGCAUGUCAACUUCAGCUGCUCAUCAUUUGUGCCUGAUGGCCCCCCAGAGAGAGCACCCUCACUGCCCCCCCACAGCCCCAGCAUUGCAUCUCCAGGCCCGGAGCAAAUCCAAGGCCACUGCACAGCUGGACCUGGCCCAGGCUCCUUCUGCCCCUCUCCCUCAGACAAGUAUCCUGGCUUUGGCUUUGAGGAGGGCACAGCAGGCAGCCCAGGGCGCUUCCUCAAGAGCAACCACAUGCCUUUCCACCCCUACAAGAGGCACUUCCAUGAGGACAUUUUCCCUGAGGCCCAGACGGCCAUGGCCCUCGAUGGACACUCCUUUAAGACUCCGGGGGCACUGGAAGCCUUCGAGGAGAUUCCAGUGGAUGUGGGGGAUGCCGAGGUCUUCCUGCCUGGCUUCCCGGCAGAGGCUUGGUGCAAUGGACUCCCUUACCCCAGCCAGGAACACAGCCAAGUUCUGCAGAGGUCAGAAGUAAAGGUCAAGCCCCCAGCACUGGACAGCGGUCCCAGCGGUCCCGGCAUGUACUGCUACCAGCCUCCUUUGCAGCAUAUGUACUGCUCUUCUCAGCCCGCCUUCCACCAGUACUCCCCAGGCGGAGGCAGCUAUGCUGUGCCUUACCUGGGCUCCGCUCACUACCCCUAUCAGAGGAUCACACCCCAGGCCAGUGCGGACGGGCACCAGCCACUCUUCCCCAAGCCCAUCUACUCCUACAGCAUCCUCAUCUUCAUGGCCCUUAAGAACAGUAAGACCGGAAGCCUCCCAGUCAGUGAGAUCUACAAUUUCAUGACAGAGCACUUCCCUUAUUUCAAG